Messenger RNA from Panonychus citri (citrus red mite), 2210 nucleotides. RefSeq lists its product as uncharacterized. Bases 106 to 2076 code for a protein of 656 amino acids. Lineage: Eukaryota; Metazoa; Arthropoda; Arachnida; Trombidiformes; Tetranychidae. The record is from RefSeq and is a predicted model, not a curated record. The transcript is spliced from 13 exons.
UUUCAUUUAUCAUCGGGACUGCAAGUUUCAACUAACAAACCGAAUAAAUUAAAUUAGUUUCGUGAAGUUUAUUCAAUUUCUUUAACGUUUAAUAGUUUUACCAAGAUGAUUUAUUCAAUAUCAAUAGCAUUGAGAUUCGUCUUAAUUGUUCAAACAUCGGUUCUCAUUGUUUUUGCAGAGCAUCUUAAUGAUUUACCCUGGUCGGUCGAUAAGGGUAAUUGGAUAAUCGAAGCAAAAUUGUAUAAAUCUUACAACGAGUUUUAUGACAUUCGUGAGUAUAUUUACUCGAGUGAUGUUGUUCGUGGUAAGAUUGAAAUUAGUCAUUUAUCUGGAAACGACAAACUCGAUAUUUUUUAUUCCAGUGGUUUCAAGUACGACAGAAUUGUAAUUCAUGAUAAACAGUGUAGUCAAUAUACUUUCAGCAGUUUUAGAAAAACUUGGAGUAGUGAAUUAUUUUCAUCUAACUGGACACAACCAAUACUUAAUCAUUUACUAUUGACCGGACCUUCGAUAUUGUUCAGAUUGUCCAAUUCAAAAUUGGUUUGGACAAAAGAACCCGACGCUGAAAUUAGAGGAUUUUUAGCUCACUCUGUAAGCUCAUCGAUUGGUGGUAUAAAUAUAAUGUCAUAUUAUAAAGGUCACACGGAACAAUCGUUUGGACCAUUAAAUACAGAGCGAUUACAAUUUGAAGGAUCUGACAAUUCCUAUCAGAGAGCUCAACGUGAAGUUUUUUAUAUCGAUAUUCUUAAAAUUACGAAAACUGAUGAACAGCUCGAUAAAAUUGUUACUGUUACACCAGGAUAUGGUUGCUCUAGUUAUUUGGUUAAGAAAGGCUCAAAUCAGUGGAUAGAUCCACCUAACAUGGUACGAUAUUCAUUUCGUUAUAUUUCAAAAGUUUAUAAUGAAGGUAUCGAAAAGUCAAUCACACAGAAUGAGGUUUUCGUAAGUAACAAUUUGAACAUAGUCGGUUUGAAAACAAUCAGUCAAAGUAUUACAACUGAGGCUAUUUAUGAUUACACAUUGGGGAUCUAUUAUACUGAGAAAGAAAAGAGUAAAUGCUCAAUAUUACCUAUUGGGCCUGGAAGCCUAGGUUUAGAUGAAGAUAACAGACUAUCGUCCGAUUUAGUCUUGAAUUAUCAUGAUGUCGAUAAAUACAAUUAUGUUGGUAAAGUUUUCCUUAAUUCUGAAUCAAGUUAUGAAGCCCAUGUUUGGGAAACUACCCUCAAUCAUUAUCAAAUUGGAGGAAAAAGUUAUGAUAAAGUUGUCAACACUCAAUAUUUUGUUUCUUCGCCUGAUGCCGAACUUUUCAGAGGCUUUGUUCUCGUACGAACUACCCUAAAUGGUCUAGCAAAAUCAUCAAAUGGUCAAUAUGAAUUAGUAGAUUCUACGAGAAUUGAUUACUUUAAUCUGGAAGCAAAAAGCUCUGAUGGUGACUUUGAGAGUAAUCUGUUGAUGCGUUUGAGUGAUUGCUUUCCAAUCGAAUCAAAGAAAACUUUUGCAUUUCAUUUAGAAUGUGAUAAAUGUAAAGAUGCUGAUAAGUGUGUCAAAUUAGCAGCGAGUGAAUAUCCAGUUUUCCUUGGUACUACUCGAAAUUUUUUUAGCUCAAGCACAAUUUCCGUUUCUCGACUAGCUGAAAUUGAUCUCAUAUUCCAAGAUAAGAAGAUGGUUAUAUUAAUAACCUUCUUAGACGUUCCGGAUAUGAAAGUGGCUGUUCGUUCAGAAAACAUUAAACUUUCUCAGAAUACGAUAUCAAACGCACAGAAGAAGAUUGAAGUUCGCUCAGAAACUGAGUGUCUUCAAACACAAGCAAUUCUCAAUUAUGAAGAUCCUGAGGUCGUUCUUUAUUGUGAAGACUCUGGAUCUCGAAUUUGUGGACGAUUCAUGAAAAAAGAAGAUAUCAAGAAGGAUGAAGAUAAGGGAAUCAAUUGUAAAGUAUAUUACCCUUUAGUGGGGAUUCGAAAUUUUGCACGUGAAACUCCUCUAAAUCAUUUGGAAGAAUUUCUGAAUUCAAGAAAAUUAAGGUAUCAUCUUAUGACAGAGAGGUGGGAUCUUGUGAUUUUAGAUCAUAUCAAGUGACCGAUGUAACUGAUCAAAACUAUCAGACUAAAGAACCUUUCAAACAAGCUCUCGUGGGCGCUAAGUUCUCUCAGAAUAUCGUUGAUGUCAUUCAGGCUAAAGAAGUUUCCAAUUUGGGUGAUUGUUAUCGUACC